Vicia faba (fava bean) is the source of this 1974-nucleotide messenger RNA. The record is from the annotation of a GenBank genome assembly. Lineage: Eukaryota; Viridiplantae; Streptophyta; Magnoliopsida; Fabales; Fabaceae.
AUGUUUGGAUUCUCUCGUAAGCACAAGAAACUUGGAAGAGUGAAGAAGGUUCAACUUUCUGACACUACACACGGAACUAGAACUCCUAUUAGGCAUCCUAUACCAAAUGAAAACUCUAAUGGUGAUGGAGUUGCCGGGACUAGUGGUCAUUCUUCUUCUGAGGAUAUUGAUUGUCAAGUUUCAUCUACUGCACCUGAGAUAAGUAAUUGUGCAUCAGGUAGUUCAGAGAAUUGGAUGGUGUUGUCAAUUGCAGGAGAUAAGCCCGUUCCUAGAUCCUAUCAUGCAGCAUGUGUUAUUGAGAAUAAGAUGAUAGCGGUUGGUGGUGAAUCUGGGAAUGGAUUGUUAGAUGAUGUGCAGGUUCUAAAUUUUGACACAUUUUCAUGGACCACGGUGUCAUCCAAGCUAUACUUGUCGCCAAGUAGUCUUCCAUUACAGAUUCCAGCUUGCAAGGGUCAUUGUUUGGUUUCUUGGGGGAAAAAAGCACUCCUCAUUGGAGGGAAAACAGACCCUGGAAGCGACAAAAUUUCUGUAUGGGCGUUUGACACAGAGACCGAGUGCUGGUCACUCAUGGAAGCAAAGGGAGACAUACCGACUGCUCGCAGUGGUCAUACAAUUGUUAGGGCUAACUCUACUUUGAUAUUGUUUGGGGGAGAAGAUUGCAAAAAGAGGAAAUUGAAUGAUCUACAUAUGUUUGAUCUCAAGUCCUUGACAUGGCUUCCACUUCAUUGCACGGGAACAGCACCUUCUCCAAGAUGCAACCACGUCACGUCUCUUUACAAUGGUAAAAUUCUUUUUGUAUUUGGAGGAGCAUCAAAAUCUAGGACCUUGAAUGACUUGUACUCACUCGACUUUGAAACGAUGGCGUGGUCAAGAAUAAAGGUGCGUGGUUUCCAUCCAUCACCAAGAGCUGGUUGUGGUAGUGUUUUAUGCGGCACUAAGUGGUAUAUUGCAGGUGGUGGAAGCAGGAAAAAACGACAUGGAGAGACUUUGAUAUAUGAUAUUAAAAAAAGUGAGUGGUUUCUAGAAAUUGCUUCACCUCCUUCUUCUAUCACUACCAACAAGGGAUUUAGCUUGGUCCUUGUGCAGCACAAGGAAAAUGACUUUCUUGUUGCAUUUGGGGGAUCGAAAAAAGAGGCAUCAAAUCAGGUGGAAGUGUUGAAAACAGAAAAAAAUGAAUCUGCUUCCAGAAGACAUCCAUCUAACACCAAAGGUCCAGGAUCUAUACUUGAAAAACAUUCAUCGCCCACUCAACAUAGAAAUGACUCUUCUCAGCAUUUCAUCGACUCUAUUGUUAGACAAAAUCUAAUAUCUGCAAUUGAACAUGGUUCUGAAAGGAAAUCUCUGUCAGAAGCUCUGUCUGUACAAGAUUCUGGUUCUCUCUCUACCAACAUCUCCCUUCACAGUCAAUUUGAUCCUGAUUUAGAAUUCAAUGUAGAUGAUAGGGGUGACAAGCAUUCGGAAGAUGAAAGUUCUUUCCAUGAAAACGUUACAUCAGGAACAUUGUCUACUGCUUCAAAUAUAUAUAAUUAUUAUGAAACAAAAAUGUCCUCCCUAACAAGAAAAUUCGGCAUUCUGGAGGCACAAUUGGCAGCUUCAUUAGAAAGCAAAGAAGCUGCUGAGAAAAAUUUAGCGUCCACUUUUAAAAGCAAGCAAGAGAUGGAUAAAAAAAUGGCUGACACACUAAAGGAUAUUGAAUUACUGAGAGAGAAGCAGGUUGGUGCAGAGUUAGCUCUAGAAGAGGCUAACAACCUAUCUGACAUUGUACAUUCUGACAAUGUAAGACUCGAACAUGACGUGGCUUUCCUCAAGGCUGUUUUAGAUGAUACACAAAAGGAAUUGCACUCUACAAGAGGAGUUCUUGCAGGAGAAAGAGCCAGGGCAUUCCAGUUACAGGUCGAAGUUUUUCACCUCAAACAGAGACUGCAAUCGAUGGAAAACCGGACACCUACUCCGAGGAAACCUUUUCAUGUGUAG